Aplysia californica (California sea hare) is the source of this 2260-nucleotide messenger RNA. Its product is annotated as serine/threonine-protein kinase pakD. NCBI's taxonomy places the organism in Eukaryota, Metazoa, Mollusca, Gastropoda, Aplysiida, Aplysiidae. The record is from RefSeq and is a predicted model, not a curated record.
GAACAGCAGCAGGAACAGCAGCAGGAACAGCAGCAGGAGCAGCGGCAGGAACGACAGCAACAACAGCAACCGGAAGUGACUGGUGGCUGUGACAGCAAUGUCGUUCUGGUGUAUAACAAGAACAGCGUUAGCGGACUACAGGAUGACGGGCUGGGAUUUUCAGCCACUGUCAAAGAGCCUGCAGUUGAAAACGCUCACGAUGAGAGUGCAAAACACAAUACCAACUGCAGGCUUACCUCUGAUAAAUCUCCCCUAAUACCAUUCGAUGUUUUAGAACCUUUCGACUUUGGUGGCAUCUCUUUUGCUCUUGAUACGUCAUUAACUAACGAAUCUGGAGCCGUUCAUUUACAAACAGUUGACAGCGAUCUAAACUGUCCCUCUGCACGAAGCCUGCCCCAUGUUACGAUGCACAACCCGCCAGUGACAGAUAGCAAUAUAGCUCCAUCCCAAGAUUCAAACAUGUUGCCUUCAUCACCGAUGUUUGACUCUUUCUCUUCUUCGCCGGAGCUGCUCUACGAUUUGUCCCCGCGGCCACAUGUCACACUAAACAUGAUGGAGUUCCAAGAAACGCUUCAAAUACCUACCACAUCAGCCACCACUGGUCAAGUUGUAGGCGAAGAUUAUCAAGAUUUCAGCAGGUUAGCACCUGAACUUGGCUUUGAGAAUUUGUCAUUAUUAAAUUCGCCGUCACCAUCGACUUCGUCGUCGUCGUCGUCGUCGUCGUCGUCGUCGUCGUCGAUUGAUGAAAAAAGCACUGCAAAAGAGACAGAGGAUCAGCUGGUGGAGGCUAUUAAAGCAGCGUACACGAUGUGCCAUCCAAAAUCGGCGACUCAGCACUUUGCAAUAGUAAAGCGGUUUCAGAUACUGAAUGCUGCGAGGUGUGAAGAAGUCACCCGUCCCAUCUGUGGCUCUACAAGCCAUCAAUUGGAUACGAUCAUCCAUGACCUGAUAUUGUCUCAUAAUCGGACCCUUCCAGACUGCACCUACUUGCCAACGCGCUUCAUGCAUAACAUGCAGAGUUCUUAUUUGGAAGGCUUUCGUCUGAAGCAGAGUGUAUUCGGUGAUGCUCACUACUUUGUUCCUGAAGAACAGAUUUUUGAAAUCUACAAGAAAACCGGCUUGGAUAUAGAUGGGCGGAUUCACAGGGCUAAGUCAUGCAUUGUUUACUUUGAGCAGUCGGUUCGUAGCAUUAUCAAGUUCGCCAAGACUGUACCGGGCUUUAGGGAUCUCUGUCUGGACGACCAGGCGAUGAUGUUGAAACAACCAGAGAUGAAUAUCCAGAACCCCAAGGCAGUGGAAAGUAUUCAGAACCUUCUGUUCUCAUGCCUGCAGCGGUCGUUGAAGAUAAGCCAACCUGAUACAGAGCCUCUGGCCUUGGUUGCUCAAGCUGUGACCAAUCUCAAUCUGGUCAGGUCCGUCAGUGAACUGGAGCCUUUACACCAAAAUAAGUUCAUUUGGAAGGAGAUUCUAUUUCAAAACCCUCUGAUUAAAGAAGUGGUUUGGAAGGGAAGGAGGAAGUGAAGAUAGCUGAAGAGAGUUUAUAAAAAAGAAAAUUCUAAUCUUGAAAAGUAGAAACAUUUUGAAGAAAAUCACAAACAAGGGUUUUCAAAGGAUGUGCCUAGUCAACUUUUCUGGUGGAGACUUAAUUAUUUGUCUGAGUACAUAGUGACUUUUUAUGUAUUUUCGUAGAAAACAUUAUAAUAUUCAAUUAAGCGUCUGCAUUCAGUAUGUAUUCAGUUACUGUGUUAUGCAUCUGAACUGCUUCCCUGUUCAAGCACAUAUUCAGAAUAAGGUUGCUGCACAUUGUUUAAAGUGUGUCAACAAAUUAACGUCAUCAUAAAUUUGCGACAUGGUCGUCGAAUACAUACUAUGUCAACCUUUAAAAUCGACGAAAUUAGACAUUUAAAACCAGUCCAAAAUAAAGCUGGCCAUCCUGGCCUGAACGUGGCCUGCGCUGGCCUCGCACAAACCAACAUUUGGGGGAAUCCGAGGCCUCAAGGCGGUUUCCCAAAUAUCUGUUGCUGACAGAUAUUUUGGCACAGGCCUGAGGCCGGAGUACUUGGAGAUUAAAAAGAAGAGUAAAAUUGAUUUUAAAAAUGAAUUCUUCAUCACCAUCAAAUUCUACUCCAGUUCGAUGCCAAACACAAGUGUCUCUUCCUUUUCUUCUUUAAAACAAUGGAAACGGCUAAACUUGCCACAGCAACAUCCAUAUCACAGUGAGAGAGAGAGAGAGAGAGAGAGAGAGAGAGAGAGAGAGAGA